CGUGACCGAUGAUUCAUGGGAAGUCGAGUUCCUCCUCCUUCAUCUCUUAUAUUUAGCAUGUUAGCAUGUCAACAUACUAGCAUUUAAUAUGUCAGCGCAACACGCUAACGUUCAGCUGAGUCGCUGGCGUUGGAGGUGUCUUGUCGGGAUGUGAGGUGUUGGUGGCGCCAGAGGAAAAGUCCCCGUGGUUCAUCCUCUGGGGAUCAGAAACUCCGCUUCGAGCCGAUCCAUCCAGACCGCAGAAGAGCCGGACUGCAUCAUACAGGAGCCGAACGUCGCAAAGCGCUUUGUGAAAGAAACCCGACACGAAUACAGACGAAGAAGAAGAAGAAAACAGAAGAACUCAACCUCAGAGACUCCUUUAGUUUUAAUCCUGGAUCGAGGAUCGCCCAGCAGACCCUGACCAGAGGAGCUCAGAGACCUGCUGGUGAUACGGGGAGUUACGGCCCACGGGUUUACGUGUUGGUCCAGAGUCAGAACCUGGUCCAUAGUGGCUCCUGGACUUGGUAACAGAAGAGGAAAGAGAACCGAGAACCGUUGCCUUAGAGACGAGACUCGGGGGAGCAGAAAUAAGAGCUUCAGCGUCGAGCUGCAGGAAAGAGGAAGUCAUUUAAAGCCGACAGUUCAGCUGCAUUUCGAGGCUUAAAUGAGACGUUUAACUGAACAUCAUGAUGAUGUGAUGGGACACGUGUCCUGUUAUCUGUCCACGGGGAAGAGGACGUUACUGCCAGCUGGGCCGCAAAGGCCGACGGUUUUCAAAGUAAAAGCCCUCUUGUGGGUUGAGUUUGCUGUGACACACUGGCAGACUCUUCGGGAGCAGUUGUGUUUGUCAUAUUAACGUCUGCUGAGUGAUGAGACCAAACACCUGGGAGGAGGAAGAACUGCAGCACAGCCUCCGCUCUGCAGCUUUGGUUUCUUCCUCUUCAUCACUUCAGUUUCAGUGAACUCGACAUCUGCGAUGCUUUCAUUUCCCCUGAAAGCCAGUAUUAAAGAGCGGCUGAAACAACAGAAACAGGAGCAGAGAUGGGUUUGGGGAGGAAGCUGGACGUCCCGGUCUGCGAUCUGUCUCUGAUCAGAGGGAUCUGGGAGGUCCGAGUGAAGAAACACAGACAGAAACAGAAGAAGGAGCAGGAGAGGAUCGAGAAGAGUGCCCUCCCCAAGAUCGAGCAGCAGUGGCAGUAUCGCAUCUACUGUAAGACACUGAAGACCAAAGAACUGAACCUGCUGCACCAUUACCUGGAGAGAGCUACACUGACUGAUAUACGGCCGUACACAGAAGCAGACCAGCAGGAUCAGAGAGACCAGCAGGAUCAGAGAGACCAGCAGGAUCAGAAGGAUCCGCAGCAGAGCAAGCUGAUCUUCCAGCUGGACGGAGACCAUUGGACGGACUUCCCCAAGGAGCUGCAGUGGAUGACCUACCUGAAAGAGUGGCACGUCAGAGAGACCAAGAUCCGUCGGCUGCCCGACUACCUGGCUCUGUUCACCCAGCUCACCGUGCUCGAGAUCCCCAAAAACACCAUCGCCGAGCUGCCACCUGAGAUCGGUAAACUGACGGGUUUAAGAGAAUUAAAUGUCAACUACAACCGUCUGUCCAGAGUUCCUCCAGAGCUCGGAAACUGCGAGAACCUGGAGAGACUCGAACUCGCGGGAAACCACAACCUGUCCGAGCUGCCGUUUGAGCUGAGCGGCCUGAAGCAGCUGGUUCACCUGGACAUCGCGGAGAACAGGUUUGUGUCGAUCCCCAUCUGUGCUCUGAGGAUGAGCAGCCUGCAGCUGUUGGACCUGAGUAACAACAGUCUGACUGACCUGCCGCAGGACAUGGACAGGUUGGAGCAGCUGGUCACCCUGUUCGUCCAUAAGAACAACCUGUCUUACCUCCCUCACUGUCUCGCCAACAUCUCCACGCUCAAGAUGAUCGUCGUCAGCGGCGAUGAGCUCACCUGCAUCCCGACCAAACUGUGCAGCAACCCGGACAUCAAGUUUAUUCGACUGUACGACAACCCAGCGAGCGAAGAGAAGAAGAAGAAAGACGAGGAGAAGAAGAAGGAGAAGAACAAGAAGAAGAGGUGGAGAGAGCCGAGAGAGGAGGAGGUGAAGAAGGACAGCAGAGAGAAAGAGUUCAUCGAGGCGUACAUCAGCACGCUGGAGGACAGAGACACCGUCCCCUUCUCCACCACCAAGGUCUCCAUCUCCUGCCUGCUGUGAGGAAGAGGAGGAUGAAGAUGAAGAAGGUUGAGCUGACAAGAUAAUUUGAGGCAGCACUUUUCAAAGCUACACUAGAAAAGAUAAAAACAAAAACAAAACCACAAUAAAACAGUUUAAUUCAUAGAUAUAUUAGAAGAACUGUGUACAGGACUCAAAGAUGGCGCCCACUCACUUUUCUAGCUUCUGCAUCGUGCGGCCCACUGCACAUGCUCAGUAGUGUUUCCCCUGCUGGCCCCGCCCACGCGUGCCCAUUCGGUCCAAAGACUUUACUUUUGGACGCCAUGCAAAUAAAAAAAAAAAAAUCACUUUUCUAGGUUACAAAUAUAAAACCUUCAUCGUUUAUAAAUUCAAAACACAAAGAGUAAUAACUGAGCGUGUUUGCAGUUGGAGGCGUCCUGUCAACAGUUUUACAGACGUCUCUUUUAUAAUGAAGGUCUACGGGGAAAAUGAUUUAAUUAUAAUUAUUUAAUUAUAUAUUUUUUAGGUGCAGUACCACAAAUGACCACUGGGACAAAUUAGCAGCAGGGAUGAGUGGCGCCCACGGCCUGUGUCCAAAACCACUCCCUCGUUCAGUCACUCACUACUCCAUAUAACAGACCCGAUAGUGAGCCGUACGUUGAGAUUUCUAACACUUCAUCAUCAGUUAGCAUCUAUAAAAUGCAGCGCAUUGCAUUGUGGGAUUGUUAGCAAAAAGUAGUGUACAUGCUUUUAUUCCUGCUAAGGAAGCAAAAAUAGAUGAAAUGUUAGAAAUGACAAAAAUAAAAAUCCAAAGUCAAAAUUAUGAGACAGUAAAAAUGUUGACUUUUAAUGUCUGAAGUUUAAAGUCUCGUUUGAAAUUAUUCUGUAAUAGAGCUGAUAUGAGACCCAAGUUUCGGCAACAAAAAAAAAAAAAGACAUUUUUUAACACCUUAGAUUGAAAAAAUAAAUAACUUUUUCUUCAAAAGUUCUCAAAUGUUAAAUGUUGUCCAAACACAAGCAGCUGCACAAGAACUUUAAAUAAAAUAGUCGACACUUUUUUCGUUCCGUAGUAUAAUUUGUGAGGACUCUCUGUAUAUAUCAGGUACAUUUACACACUAUAUAUAGUAAACAGGGAGUGAUUUCGGACACAGCCAUGGUUUCAGUUCACCGAGCUAACAUGCUAAUGCUAGCUUGUUCUUAGCAUUGACUCACUGAGAAUAAAGAAUCAGGAAUACUUUGUGUUUUGUUGAAAUGUUGUCCAGAAGUUUCAGAGUACUGUGAUGUUUGAGUCACAAUUUUUUUUGUUACUCGAUUAGGGUUUUAUGGAAGUCAAAUUAUUUCCACAAUAAGAAAAUAAAGAUGAAAAGUUAAUAAUAAAAAAAGAUAAAUACUCAUGUAAAAAUUAGGAGAUAGUAAGUAAAAACGUUCACUUUCUGAAUUCAAAUAAUGAGAUUUAGUCAAAGUCUUGACUCUCUAAGUCAAAACAUUUUCAGCCUUAAAUUUGAGAUCAAAUAAAAUGAAAAAGGUCAAUAAAAAUGACUCACUAAAAUGGAAAUAUGAGAAGUCAAAAUCUAAAUUCUGGCACGUUAUCAUACUUUUGACAUAAAAAGUCAAAUUUUUACUCAGAAAUUUGACUUUUGAUUUUUAACAUUUCAUCAAUUUUUUUCUUUCCUUGGCAGGAAUGAACUUCCAUAUUUUAAUCUAAUGUGUGAAUGAGUGAAGUUAUUGUUUUUGAAACAGAACAAUAGUUUAAUUUAUUUUAUGGAUUGCUGUUGACUGAGUUACUGAAUAUUUUUUUUUUUUUUUAAAUUAUGUUAAAUUAUGAGUAUUUUCAAAUUAAUUUUUUGCGUUUCAAAAAUAACUUUUCAUUCCAAAAUCAGAUUUCUAACAUUUAAACAAUUUUUAUGCUUAUAUCAUUAUAUAUUAUUAUGACAUUAACUCAGACAUUGAAGUUCACUGCUUCAUUACAAGCCCUGUUUUCACAAACAGUCCCAUAUAACAGAUUUUACAAUUAAAUGUUGACAUUUGAAUAUCAGGUAUUUGAGGAUUAUUCUGAUGUGUUUUGGUCAGCGCGACGAUUUUAACGUUUUGUUUUCUCCUCGAACACGGAUGUAUUUUACGUUUGAAGGUGUGAAUGUCGUGACCAAACAGAGACGAGGCUGAUUUUAUACAUUUCAUUAAUAUUCUGCAGUGUAUUUAUUAUUUAUUAGACAAAGUUUGUGAAUUUGGUCAUUUUCUGUGUUGAAGUCGAGCUGCAACUGCAAACUUAGUAACAAAUGUCAAUAUACAGCAACAAGAUUUAUUUAAAAAAUCAAAUUAUGGAUUUAGAUUCAUUUCUGCAAUAAGUAAAAAUUAAAUUACUGUUAUUACAAACACACUCAGUGAUUUUACUUCCUGAUUCGGCGCUGACAGUUUCUUUCACUUUGUUUUUACUUUUAUAUUUGUAUUUAUUGUGUAACUGAUUUUUAUUGAAGCAGGUUUCUGUGCGACGCUUUGACCGAGAGGUGUGGUUGUGUGUUUUUAUUCUGACAUGCUUUUUUAUUUUAAUAAAUGUUGUUUGUGCAGA
Siniperca chuatsi (mandarin fish) is the source of this 4729-nucleotide messenger RNA. It is a transcript of the gene smim22, whose product is annotated as leucine rich repeat containing 2. The transcript has 10 exons. NCBI's taxonomy places the organism in Eukaryota, Metazoa, Chordata, Actinopteri, Centrarchiformes, Sinipercidae. Gene Ontology annotation, molecular function: protein binding. Bases 1024 to 2205 code for a protein of 393 amino acids. The record is from RefSeq and is a predicted model, not a curated record.